GUGGAUCAGAGAGUGUCCGGUUCGGUUCUUCUGAAGUUUAUCCGGGAGAUGUUUGUGGAAGGAGAGCGGAUCAUGAGCGCCUUCGGGCCGCAGGCGGCGGGUCAGCAGGGCGGCCACAGCGCGCAGGACCUGCUGGACGUGUCGGUCUACUGCGACAACUUCAGCGCCUACCAGCACCACCAUCACCAUCAUCAUCACCAUCACCAGCAGCACCACCACCAGAACCAGCAACAGCAGCAGCAGCACCACGCAGUGCACGCGCCCAGCUACGGCCUGGGCGAAUAUGCGCCCACGUCCACCGGCUCCGGCACCACCGGCGCGCCCAGCGCCCCCAACCCGUACCUGUGGCUGAACGGCCCAGGGAUCAGCCCUUCUCCCUACCAGUACCUGCAGACGGGCUACAGCGCGGGCCAGCGGCAGCUCGUGGCGCCUCCUACAGGCUUCGCGGGCGCAGAGCUCGGGUGGCUCUCCGUGUCCAGCCAGCAGGAGCUCUUCAAACUCGUGCGCCCACCUUACUCCUACUCGGCCCUCAUCGCCAUGGCCAUCCAGAACACGCGCGACAAGAAGCUCACGCUCAGCCAGAUCUACCAGUAUGUCGCUGAGAACUUCCCAUUCUACAAGAGGAGCAAAGCGGGCUGGCAGAACUCCAUCAGACACAACCUGUCCCUCAACGACUGCUUUAAGAAGGUGGCGCGCGACGAAGAUGAUCCAGGAAAAGGCAAUUACUGGACUCUGGACCCAAACUGCGAGAAAAUGUUUGACAACGGCAAUUUCCGGCGGAAGAGGAAGCGCAGGGCAGAUGCAGUCAAAACCGAAGUUUCUCCGGUGGAUUCUCGUACCGGCAGCACGAGCGCAACCCCGUCUCCGCGAGGCCUCGGUACCUCUCCAUCCGCGAGCGAGCCGCGCUCCCCGCAGUCCCCGGAACUCAGCCCAUGUUUCGACAGCUUCGUGAGCCACGUGAACACCGUGCUGGGCGGUAACGGCGACGGAGCGCGCCCCGGACCCGGCACGCGCUCUCCAGUACUCAGCCACGGGAGGCUGGGCAGUUACUACACGAGCGCGGGCGGGUUCAGCAGCUCCCUGUCUAAUCACUUCAGCGUGGACAGUCUGAUUUACAACCGCGAAGGAACUGAGGUCUAACUGCGGUUCAGUUAUGUUUACGUUCCGGAUCACCAGAACCACCAGGAUCACCAGACACGUGCGCUGGGAAUCACCACUGGAGCUCAGCAUCCUGUGAUCGAACUGGAAGUUUCCCAAUACCAUAACGAACAUGAACAUCCUUUGAACAUCAUGAACAUCAUCAAACUUUACCUUUUCUCCCACGAGGAGGGAAAAAAAAGAAAAGUAGACCUCGCGCUCUGUGAGCGCACAUAUUAUUUUUUCACAAUUCUUUGUUCUAUAAUUUUGUUAUGUAUACAGUUGUUUAUCACAAUACUAAACAGUUGCACUGCUCUGUAAAUACUGUACAAACACGUUCAUAUCCUUCAGUUUACACAUUUAGCCCAAAAUGCAUUUUAUUUUCAUUGGCUAACACCUGUUACACCUGCAAGCAUUAUUGGGUGUCCAGAAUCUGCAACAUUUUGUAACUUUUUAACUUUUUUUGUAAAUGAAUGUUGAUAUAUUUUUAUUUAAUGAAUUUUGUAAAUAAACUGUGUUAUAAAAUCUAA
Molecule: messenger RNA, 1667 nt
Organism: Astyanax mexicanus (Mexican tetra)
Lineage: Eukaryota; Metazoa; Chordata; Actinopteri; Characiformes; Acestrorhamphidae
Gene: foxi1
Product: forkhead box i1
Exons: 2
Coding region: 49-1140 (363 amino acids)
Biological process (GO): anatomical structure morphogenesis; regulation of transcription by RNA polymerase II; cell differentiation
Molecular function (GO): DNA-binding transcription factor activity, RNA polymerase II-specific; RNA polymerase II cis-regulatory region sequence-specific DNA binding
Source: RefSeq, a predicted model, not a curated record